Messenger RNA from Hypomesus transpacificus, 1936 nucleotides. RefSeq names its product WD repeat domain 4 (gene wdr4). Gene Ontology annotation, biological process: RNA (guanine-N7)-methylation. Bases 73 to 1338 code for a protein of 421 amino acids. The record is from RefSeq and is a predicted model, not a curated record. Gene Ontology annotation, molecular function: protein binding; tRNA (guanine(46)-N7)-methyltransferase activity. Gene Ontology annotation, cellular component: nucleus; tRNA methyltransferase complex; cytosol. NCBI's taxonomy places the organism in Eukaryota, Metazoa, Chordata, Actinopteri, Osmeriformes, Osmeridae. The transcript is spliced from 11 exons.
CACGUGCUUGCGUGAAGGCUCCAAAGCAGCCAGGGGUCUAGCUUUGAAUGUUUGUGAGUCGACGCUAAAGCUAUGGCAGUCGUGUGUGUGGGGGGAGAGUGGUAUCUUUCAAGCUGUGACAAAUUAUUACUUGCAGUACAUACCAAACAUAACAGAGACCCGUUUGUGUUUGACUGCAGCACAGCGGAAAACAAGCCAAAAGGCACAGGAACUGACAACAAAGGGCAUAGUUGUGCUUCGGAAGAAAAAGGAAGUGAUAAAAUCUUGGCGUUUGCAGUGUCCUUGUCUGGGAAGCUGGUCGCGUUGACCGAUGACAACAAAAGGCUUGUACUUUUUGGGACCGAACCCUCCUGGCAGUGUAUUAGUACAAGGUGGCUGGUGAGAAGGUGCACCUCUCUGGUGUUCACACAGACUGAGGAUGAGUUACUGGCAGCUGACAAGUCAGGAGAUGUCUAUUCCCUCUCUGUGGUGGAGCCCAGAAAGGCAGGGGAGUUGAAGCUUGGGCACCUGUCAAUGUUGCUGGCCAUGACUUUGAGUCCCAAUGACAAGUAUGUCAUCACAGCUGACCGUGAUGAGAAAAUUAGGGUCAGCUACUUGAAGUCACCCUACAACAUCCAAUCAUUCUGCCUAGGACAUCGAGAGUUUGUCAGCUCUCUGUUGGUCCUACCCAUGCAUCCUCAUUGGCUACUGUCUGGAUCAGGGGAUGGGACCAUGAAGCUGUGGGAGUACGAGUCUGGUCGUAGGAUCCAGAGCUGGGACCUUAAGCAGCUGAGGGACACGCCGAGUACUCAAGCUAAUGAAGAGAGGUCUGCUGUCAGCAAGAUUGCCACCUCCCCUGACGGUUGUCACGUUGCCGUGCAGUGUGAGAGAGUUCCCAUAGUUCAGUUGUUUGGGGUGGAUCAAGGGGUGGAGGAGCGUUUAACUCCCUGUAGUAGGCUGACCCUACCUCACAGUCCCCUGGAUCUGACCUUUGACCUCCAAGGCAGGCUCUUGGUCCUGCUGGAUAGCCAGGUCACACCAUUUCAGAUUUACGUGUGCAUGGAGGACCGCUGGGAGUGUGACAGUCAUUGCCUGGAGUUGAGCAGAGUGUCCGAGGCCCUCAAGCCCCACUGGAAAGCUCUUCAGACAGCUUUUGGUGCAGCCGAGAGCCGUUUCCAGCAUCUGUACAAGGUCAACUUCGACAACAUGUCUUCCUACUUGGAAAAGAAGCAACAUAGGCUACAGCAGCAGAAUGAGAACUGGGGGAAGAAGAGAAGAGCGGGCAAAGGACAGCAGAUCAAGCAGGCCAGAAAGAAAGCCAAAUCAGAAGACAAGGGAGGAGAUGAGGCCUCCAGCUGAAACCACCAACUGGAAAAAUGCUUACAUUAUUCUACUUUCCUAUUUUGUGUUUGUUAGCAAAGUGCUUUUCAGUUCAAUGCAACUGCAGUUAAAUGCACACUAUAUAUAGGAUCGAUCUCAACACUCUCAACAAGACACAAAAAAUGAUGUAUGAGGAAUUCUAUAAAUUUAAUUUUGUUGUACAAGUUUUGCUUCAUUUUGUAAUGAAACGUAAUGUGAUCCAUUAAACGUGGGAAGCAACUCGACCGACUUCCCUCGGUUCUUGAGCUGGUCGUGGGAAACUAAACCCAUUCUGAUUUGUACAUACACAAGAUUCCUGUUAAUUUAAAGUACUAAGUUGUCAUGCCAUAAUGUAGACUACUGCUACCAAAAACAAUGGUUCAGAGGUUACUGUAGUUUUGCGAAACUCAGUUAUGAGCUAUUAUGUAGGCUAAUGUUUAGUGUAAAUUAGUGCAUUAUUUAGAACUACAAUUAUGGAGAGACAAUUGUCACAAAAAUAUGUAUUUAAUUGUUCCAAUGUAAUCGCUUUGCACGAAUAAUCGGGGGAAUUUGUAGGUAAUUAGAUGAGAUUAUACACAAUGUCCAGGAACCAAUCAAA